This is a messenger RNA of Saccharomyces paradoxus, 1413 nucleotides long. RefSeq names its product Thp3p (gene THP3). The transcript has a single exon. The record is from RefSeq and is a predicted model, not a curated record. Bases 1 to 1413 code for a protein of 470 amino acids. Gene Ontology annotation, cellular component: nucleus. Lineage: Eukaryota; Fungi; Ascomycota; Saccharomycetes; Saccharomycetales; Saccharomycetaceae.
AUGCAAAAUCCUUACGGUCACUUUACUAACGAUACCACAGAGGACAGAGAACCUGCAUCUCAAGGUGGACCAUUUGGACAAAGCCUAAAUAAUCCCUUAGGUUACGCCGGAUCUUUCCCUUCUCUGACUUAUAAUAAUAAUAACUUUAUGGCCAGUCAGCAACCUUCUCUGCCUUUGCCAGAACCACGUUUGUCUUGGAAUAACGUUAACCAGGUGUCUAACCCUUUGAUGGUAACACCGCUUCCGGGAUUACAAAAACGUAUGAACAAAAACAUCAAAAAGAAAUUAGCGAGGGUGACCAAGAAGGUGCCAAACCCUUCUAACGCGGUAUCUAACAAUACAGUGAGCAGUAGUAAUAUAGUCGGGCAUAGUACUUUAGGUUCGGCAUCGGGAUGGAAAGUUGAAAUAGGUGGCAGCGAUGAGUUAGAAAAAAGAAAGAGAAGGGCAGAAAGAUUCAGUCAGGGCCCAUCAGCAAUGACGAAUAGUAACGAUAAUUUGAACGAAGAUUUUGCCAAUCUAAAUGCCAUUAGUAGCAAGUCUCACCAGUAUGACAAAAAGAUUCAUGUGGUAGGGCGUUGUCAAACUUUAGAGAAAUCGUAUUUGAGACUAACUUCAGAGCCUAAUCCUGAUUUGAUUAGACCUCCAAACAUUCUACAAAAAAUGUAUUGCUUGUUAAUGGACAAAUACCAAUCUAAAACAGCCAGUUAUACUUAUCUUUGCGAUCAGUUCAAGUCAAUGAGACAAGACCUAAGAGUGCAAAUGAUCGAGAACUCUUUUACUAUUAAAGUGUACCAAACGCAUGCCCGUAUUGCCUUGGAGAACGGAGAUCUUGGGGAAUUCAAUCAAUGCCAAAAUAGAAUUAUGGCAUUAUUCGAAAACUCUACGAUACCAAAGAAAUCUUAUUCCGAAUUUAUAUGUUAUUCCAUUUUGUAUUCGAUGUUAACCGAAGACUAUCCGUCGAUUUCUCAAUUAAAGCUGAAGUUGAUAGAUGAAGGUGCAUCGGAAAUCUUGGGGGACGAGCACGUUAAAAUGAUAUUCGAGUUGAGCGAUAUGAAACUAGUUGGAAAUUAUCACUACUUCAUGAAAAACUAUCUAAAAUUGCACAAAUUUGAAAAAUGUCUAAUUAAUUCAUUCUUAAAUCUAGAGAAAUUGAUAUUUUUGACCAUAAUUUGUAAGAGUUAUAACCAGGUCAAUUUAGACUUCAUUAAAAGUGAGUUUAAUUUCAAUAGUAUAGAUGAGACAAUAAAUUUCUUGAAUGAGCAAAACUUGAUGGAGUUCGUAUUAAACAAACAAAUCAGCGACAGUAAUGGGAAAAGUAGUAAUAUCAAAAUUUUGAAUACCAAGGGAUGUAGGGUACAGUUGAUACAAAAUUUUAUGAAGUCUAAAAAAAUUGAUAUAAAGGGACAAAAAUGA